CGGGCGGUGGGGGGGUCGGCGAGCCUUAAAACUGAGCAGCUCGGUGCGUCUGGUCCCCACCGAGAGCUCUCUCACCGGGGAGGCGGAUACCGACCUACACCCCGACUGGAAACCGAAACCGGUGUCCGGUGCGACCGGCAUGUGCCGACCCGUCUACCGCUAGAGUUUCCUUCUCCAUGCGUCAGUCCCCCCCCCCCCCUCCUCCACCUGUCCACCCGUCCAACCCCCGCCUUCCCUCCAGCUGCACCGCCUCCGCCGCCGGGAAUGGAGCCGGAGCCCGGGGCGGCGGGGACCUUCGUCUCGCUGAGCGAGCAGGAGCAGCGGUACUACGCGGCUCUGCACGGGCUGUGCCAGGCCGACGCCUCCGGGGCGCUGAGCUCCGGGAAGGUGGCGGAGCUCCUCAAGGCGUCCCAGCUGCCGCCGGAGUGCCUGCGCAAGGUGACGGAGCUGUGCGGCGCCAAGCGUCUCGGCUACUUCGGCACGCCGCAGUUCUUCGUGGCCCUCAAGCUGCUGGCGGCGGCCCAGGCGGCUCUGCCCGUCCACCUGGAGAGCGUCACGGCCAAUCUGCCUCUGCCCAGAUUCGCCGGGCUGAAGAGCGAGCCGGAGAUGAAGUACGCCGCCGUCCCGCCCCGCGCCGAGAGCCAGGGGCCCCUCAGCGGCACCGGGUCCUGGACCCCGGACCGGAGACACCCGGGGGACCACGGGGACCGGAAGGAACCUCGGUCUCCAGGUCGCUCCCCGAGCAGCUCGCCGCCCCCCGCCCCCCUGACGCAUCGCGGCUACCCGCACGCCAAGCGGAGGAACGGGUCUGAGUCGCUGAGCGCCUCUCGGCCCCCGGCUGCCCUGGCGCCUCACCCCUCACCCGGUGUCCACGGGACCCGACCUGCAAGGGUCUCGCCCCUCCCCCUCCACCCACAGCUCCGCCCACUACAACAGAUGAGUAGUUCUUUACGAUGUCCCCCCCCCCACCCCACCCCCCAGGACCAGCAGAACCUCGGGGACCCCCCCGAUGAGCCCUGGAGGAUCACAGAGGAGCAGCUGGAGUAUUACACCACUCAGUUCACCAGCCUGCAGCCGGACCUGGGGGCUCUCAUCUUGGGAACCGUUGCAAAGAACUUCUUCACUAAAUCCAAGCUGCCGAUUCCAGAACUUUCCCACAUUUGGGAGUUGAGCGACGUGGACCGAGACGGAGCUCUCACCUUCUCCGAGUUCUGCACGGCCUUCCACCUCAUCGUGGCCCGUAAGAACGGGUUCCCCCUCCCCGAGAGCCUCCCGCCCCCCCUCAGGACGGGCCUGGCCCAGCCGCCGCAGGAGGUGGAAGAGGAGGAGGAGGAGGAGGAGGAGGAAGAAGAGGAGCCAGAGGCGCAUGAGGAGGAGGAGGAGCAGGACACCCCGGAGGGGGCCGAGCCGCUCAUCGUCUUCGAGGACGCCGCGCCGAGGCCCCCGCCUUCACGGGAGCUCGAGAAUCGUCUCCGGAGUCGGACCUCGGAGCGGCCGGAUGUGAGCGGCGGGUCACGUGAUCAAGACGGCGGCGUGAAGACGGCGAGAGACGACCGGCGGACUCUUGGUCUCGGUGCUUCAGAGACUCAGGACCUGGACCCCCACGUUAGGACUAGAACCAGACCGAGGUCCUACUCCAGCACCUCCAUCGAGGACGCCAUGAGGAAGGCCGAAGGGCCUCCCACCCCCCCGCCCCGGCCCCAGAAGACCCACUCCAGAGCCUCCUCGCUGGACCUCAACAAGCUCUUCCAGCAGGGCGCUGCGGGUCUGAAGAGCGCGUGGCUGCCCUCCCCUCCGGCCCUCCCCCCUCGACCUUCUGCCUCGCAGGUUCCUCAGCUCUUCGCCGCCGCGGAGAAAACUCCCCAAAAAAAAGAGACGCAGCCGAACUUCGCUGACUUCAGUCGCUUCAGAGAAGAGGACGUGAAGGAGGCUUCUCACAAUCCGGCUCCGCAGAAGCCGAUCCGCAGGAAAUACCACGCGGAGGGCCAGAACCCGGACGCCACGCCGCCACCCGCCAAGCCGUACGCCACCCUCACCCAGCCGGCUCAGAGGCUGCAGUCCAAACAGAAGAGGGAGAUCCAAACGGCGAUCCGUAAGCACAAGGAGACCAACGCCGUGCUGACGCGCCUCAACAGCGAGCUGCAGCAGCAGCUCAAGGUGGUGCACCAGGAGAGGGUCACCUUGGAGACCAAGCUGGAGCUCCAGAGGCCUCUGGCCUCGACGUGACGGAGCCUGAAGUCCACUCGGAGGCCCGUUCCUGGGAAUCCGCCAUUUGUUUUGGUCAUGAAUGCAGUAUAAAUACCGAGGGGUCAGCGAAGGGGAACAAACACGACAUUUCUCUUACUUUUCAUAAAGUUCUGCAGGAUUAAAACCAAGCAUUUAAAGAAAAGAAACUCUCUGUAUGACAUGCACAUGUGAAAUAUAUUUCUGUUAUACUUUUCUUCAUGUUUGAAGGAGACCCGUCAGGUUUUGAUGUCAUUUAGCUUUGGGUCAAUUACACCGGAUUAAUGUGAAUUAUGACGUUUGUUACCUGAAGAUUUGCUCCAUCUGGAAUGAUUAUUUUAACAUGUCUCUGUCAAACAUGUUGUGUGUGCGUGUUGGGAAAAUAAGUAUUUUCAAGAUCAAAAGAAAUUCCGUUAGUUAAGAAAUAAAAUGAAAUCAAUGA
Pungitius pungitius (ninespine stickleback) is the source of this 2665-nucleotide messenger RNA. It is a transcript of the gene reps2, whose product is annotated as RALBP1 associated Eps domain containing 2. NCBI's taxonomy places the organism in Eukaryota, Metazoa, Chordata, Actinopteri, Perciformes, Gasterosteidae. Gene Ontology annotation, cellular component: cytoplasm; intracellular vesicle; presynaptic membrane. The coding region runs from base 265 to 2226 and encodes 653 amino acids. The record is from RefSeq and is a predicted model, not a curated record. Gene Ontology annotation, biological process: clathrin-dependent synaptic vesicle endocytosis; endosomal transport. The transcript is spliced from 17 exons. Gene Ontology annotation, molecular function: calcium ion binding; protein binding; molecular adaptor activity.